AUGGCCGAGGACGCCCACGAGAUGCGCGAUUCCUCGCAGCCGCCUCCGGAGCAGGGCCCGUCCGUUCCGCUCGCCGGCGAGGCGGGUGCCGAGGCGGCGCCGUCGAGCCCGGGGACGAGCGCGGCCACGCCAGCGUCGCCGCCGGCGCCUCGGGAGCAGGGCUCCGUGCAGCAGUUCGCCGCGGUUUCGCUCAGCGAGGAGGUGGGCGUCGAGGAGGUGGUGUCGAGUCAGGAGACGAGCACGGGCACGUCGGCGCCGCUCCCGACGCCCCGACAGCAGGGCUCUGAGGCGGAGCAGUUCGCGGCGGUUCCGCUCACGGAGGAGGUGGUUGCGGAGGAGGGGGUGUCGAGUCAGGAGACCACCACUGAAACGCCGGCGCCUCCCUCGGUGCCUCAGGAGCAAGGCUCAGUGCAGACGUUCGCCGCGGUUUCGCUCACCGAUGAGGUGGGUGUUGAGAAGGGGACGUCAACUCCGAAGUUGAGCACGGGCACGCCGGAGCCUUUGCCGGUGCCUCAGGAGCAGGGCUCUGUGCAGCAGUUCGCCGCGGUUUCGCUCAGCGAGGAGGUGGGUGUUGAGAAGGGGACGUCAACUCCGAAGAUGAGCACGGGCACGCCGGAGCCUUCGCCGGUGCCUCAGGAGCAGGGCUCCGUGCAGCAGUUCGCCGCGGUUUCGCUCAGCGAGGAGGUGGGUGUUGAGAAGGGGACGUCAACUCCGAAGAUGAGCACGGGCACGCCCACGAUGCCGCCGGAUCCUUCGCCACCGCUGAGGAGUAGGCAUCGGCCUCCGGGAGUGCCAGCUGACGCGCCGCAGGAGGUGGUGCGGGCUGUGGAUGCGGCGGUCAUGGGCAAUCGUGGGGGCAGGGUGGACUGCCUCCUCGAGAUGGUCUCUGAGGGGCAGGGCGAGUUACCGCACUCUGUCGUCGAUGUUCUGCUCGGAACCAUGGGCGGCGUGGAUGGUCUCGAUGAGGUUAGGGACACCACUGGCACUGGCACUUCCCCGAGCAUCAUGUCCAACUCGGGCGCCGCCAUCACUGCAGCGGAGCUCCUGCCUCACCUCCCCUGCAGCGAGGAGCCUUCACCACGCACUCGUAUGGCCGUGGGCCUGCACGCCGCGCUAAGGGCCUGCACCCGCAACCGUGCCAUGUGCUCUUCGUCAGGCCUCCUAGCUGUACUCCUUGAGUCUGCAGAGAAGCUGUUCGUUGGAACAGGCGGGGGUAGUACUAGUAGCUGGGACGGGACACCACUGCUUCAGUGCAUUCAGCUCUUGGGUGGCCACUCGCUUAGUGUUAAGGACCUCCAUUCCUGGCUUGGCUUGGUUAAGAAGGUGCUCGGAACAAGCUGGGCCACGCGACUGAUGCUGGCACUUGAGAAAGCUAUGGGUAGCGAGGAAGCAAGAGGUCCUGCUGCAACGUUUGAGUUUGAUGGGGAGAGCUCUGGUCUGCUUGGUCCUGGAGAUAGCAGGUGGCCCUUCUCGAGUGGCUAUGGAUUUGCUACUUGGAUUUAUAUAGAAUCAUUCUCGGACACACUUAGCACAGCAACAGCUGCUGCUGCCAUUGCUGCUGCUGCAGCGGCAACAUCUGGAAAAUCAUCAGCAAUGUCAGCAGCUGCAGCGGCCAGUGCCCUUGCAGGAGAAGGUACAACACACAUGCCACGGCUUUUCAGCUUUCUCUCUUCGGAUAACCAGGGUGUGGAGGCUUACUUCCAUGGCCAAUUCUUGGUGGUGGAGAGUGGGGGCGGGAAGGGUAAGAAGGCUUCUCUGCACUUCACUUAUGCGUUCAAGCCUCGGCGCUGGUACUUUGUUGGGCUAGAGCACACAAACAAGCAUGGUUUGCUUGGGAAGGGAGACAGUGAAUUGAGGUUGUAUGUGGAUGGUAGUCUGCAUGAGAGCCGUGCUUUUGAUUUCCCGCGCAUAUCGAAACCACUGGCAUUUUGCUGCAUUGGGACAAAUCCACCACCAACUAUUGCAGGCCUGCAGAGGCGUCGACGGCAAUGCCCAUUGUUUGCCGAAAUGGGCCCCAUCUACAUCUUCCGGGAGCCAAUAGGGCCAGACAGAAUGAGUCGGCUGGCACUCCGGGGAGGAGAUAUACUUCCCACUUUUGGAAAUGGUGCAGGUUUUCCAUGGAAGGCAACGAACGACCAUAUUAAGAACAUGGCAGAAGAGAGCUUUGCACUGAACCAUGAGAUUGGGGGCUGCUUGCACCUUCUUUAUCACCCUAGUCUUCUCAGUGGCCGUUUUUGUCCAGAUGCUUCCCCUUCUGGUUCAGCAGGAACUCAUCGAAGGCCUGCAGAGGUUCUUGGGUUGGUUCAUGUUUCACCUCGUGUGCGGCCUGCGGAAUCUUUGUGGGCCUUAGCUUAUGGUGGUCCAAUGGCUUUACUUCCAUUAACUGUGAGCAGUGUGCAGAUGGAUACUCUUGAGCCUGCACUUGGUGAAUUGUCGUUGUCACUUGCCACUGCGUCCCUUUCUGCUCCAAUCUUCAGGAUUAUUUCCCUGGCCAUUCAACAUCCUGGCAAUAAUGAAGAAUUAUGCCGUACAUGUGCACCUGAGCUUUUGUCACGCGUUUUACAUUAUCUGUUGCAAGCAUCUUCAAAGCUGGGAAGUGGAGAAGAAGAGGGAGUGACUAAUGAGGAGCUAGUCGCUGCAAUUGUAUCUUUGUGCCAAUCUCAAAGAAACAAUCAUGAGCUUAAAGUGCAGCUUUUCAGGACUUUGCUGUUGGACUUGAAGAUGUGGAGUUCAUGUAACUACGGUUUACAGAAGAAGCUUCUGUCCUCACUUGCAGACAUGGUAUUUACUGAGUCUAUUUGCAUGCGAGAUGCAAAUGCGUUGCAAAUGCUUCUUGAUGGCUGCAGAAGGUGUUACUGGGCGAUUCGGGAACCAGAUUCAAUCGAUAACUUACCACUUACUGGAACAAAGAGAUCCUUGGGUGAAGUGAAUGCUCUGAUUGAUGAGCUUUUGGUUGUUAUUGAACUUCUACUAGGAGCAGUAUCUUCCACGGCUGCUUCGGAUGAUGUUUGCUCUUUGAUUGGAUUUAUUGUUGACUGCCCACAACCUAAUCAGGUAGCAAGGUUGCUUCACCUCAUCUAUAGGCUAAUUGUGCAGCCUAACAUUUCUAGAGCCAACAUGUUUGCUCAGUCAUUUAUAUCUAGUGGUGGUGUGGAAGCACUUCUCGUUCUUCUACAGCGAGAAGCUAAAGCUGGCAAUAACCAUAUUUUGGACAAUAGUGCAAAUUUAAGUGAAUGUUAUGUAGUGAGUAAUGAGGGUUCUGACGCAAAAGCUACGACCGGUGAAGGAUAUUACCAGGAUGAUGAAAGUCAGUUAGCUGAACAGCAUGAAUCCAUUGUUCAUGAAGACACUGAACAGGAAGCUGCAAAAACAAAUGGUGCUUCUUUUAAGAUGUUGGGAGCAAAAAUAGGAAGAAAGAUUUCUAACUCUGAGAAUCAGCUUGUAAAGAAUUUGGGUGGCAUUAACUUCUCAAUUACUGCUGAUAAUGUCCGGAAUAAUGUAUACAAUGUUGACAAAGGUGAUGGAAUCGUUGUUGGAAUCAUUCGCAUUCUGGGUGCUCUAGUUGCAUCAGGACACCUAAAAUUUGCCUCGAGUCCUUCAAAUCCAAAUUUACCCGAUGGUCUUCUGACGACAGUUCAUGACGAAGGAAAUACUAUGUCAGAAGACAGAGUAUCACUGUUACUUUUUGCGUUACAGAAAGCAUUCCAAGCAGCCCCAAGGAGGCUUAUGACUGCAAAUGUCUAUAUGGCUUUAAUUUCUGCUGCGAUUAAUGUUUCUUCAGCUGAUGAAAAUCUGAACCUAUAUGAUUGUGGCCACCGUUUCGAACACAUUCAACUUUUGCUAGUGCUGCUCCGCGCGCUUCCGUAUGCACCAAGGUCGUUCCAAGCUCGUGCUAUACAGGAUAUUCUGUUUUUGGCUUGCAGUCAUCCUGAGAAUAGAACCACAAUGACCACAAUUGCAGAAUGGCCAGAAUGGAUUUUAGAGGUUUUGAUUUAUAUUCAUGAGAAGGGUAGUAAAAAAUAUGUCGAUGGUGUAAGCAUUGGUGAGAUUGAAGACCUUGUACAUAAUUUCCUGAUUAUCAUGCUGGAGCAUUCAAUGCGACAAAAAGAUGGGUGGAGGGAUGUGGAGGCUACAAUUCAUUGCGCAGAGUGGCUUUCAAUGGUUGGAGGAUCUAGCACUGGAGACCAACGGUUGAGGCGCGAACAGUCAUUACCAAUUUUCAGAAGGAGAUUAUUAGGUGACCUGCUUGAUUUCUCUGCCAGGGAGCUUCAAGUUCAGACUGAAGUAAUUGCAGCAGCUGCUGCUGGUGUUGCUGCCGAGGGCUUGUCUCCUGAAGAAGCAAAAGUGCAAGCAGAAAAUGCUGCUCACCUCUCAGUAGCACUAGCAGAAAAUGCAAUAGUUAUCCUCAUGCUUGUAGAAGAUCAUCUGAGGACACAAGGCCAGCAUUUUUGUGUGUCCCGUGUACUCAAUAGUGUUUUUUCUUCUGCCUCCAUUGCUUCGUCUGCUCCCAGUCGGAUAAAUUCAUUGAGCAGAGCUGGUAGUGAGCAUAUGGAUACUGGACUCUCAAGGCGGUCAUCUUUGUCCAGUGAUGCUGGUGGCCUUCCACUAGAUGUGCUUACUUCUAUGGCUGAUGCAAACGGACAAAUUUCUGCUGCCGUGAUGGAACGCCUUACAGCAGCAGCAGCAGCUGAGCCAUAUGAAUCUGUCAAGCAUGCCUUUGUGUCUUAUGGGAGCUGCAUUGCAGAUCUUGCAGAAAGCUGGAAAUACAGAAGCCGCUUAUGGUAUGGUGUAGGCAUUCCAUCCAAAUCUGAUUUAUUUGGUGGUGGUGGAAGUGAUUUAGAAUCUUGGAGAUCUGUUUUAGAGAAGGACUCAAAUGGGAAUUGGGUUGAGCUUCCACUUGUGAAGAAAUCACUCGAAGUGCUGCAGGCACUCUUGUUAGAUGAUUCUGGACUUGGCGGCGGUCUUGGUAUUGGAGGGGGGUCUGGCCCUGGUAUGGGGGUUAUGGCUGCACUUUAUCAAUUGCUAGAUAGUGAUCAGCCAUUUCUUUGCAUGCUCAGAAUGACUCUUGUUUCGAUGAGGGAGGAUGACAAUGGUGAAGGUGAUGCUCUUUUGAAGAACACUAGUAUAAAGGACGUCAUAUCAGAAGGAAGCCUGGUGCCAUUUGAUGGCAACAGUCACUCAUCUACAAGGAAACCCCGGCCUGCACUUCUUUGGAGUGUGCUUGGCCCAAUCUUGAAUAUGCCUAUUACUGAGUCGAAGAGGCAGAGGGUGUUGGUUGCUUCUUCUAUUCUCUAUUCAGAGGUAUGGCAUGCUAUUGGCAGGGACAGAAGCCCCCUAAGGAAACAGUACAUUGAGCUGAUUUUACCACCAUUUAUAGCCAUCCUGAGAAGGUGGCGGCCACUUUUGGCUGGUGUUCAUGAGCUAACUUCUUAUGAUGGUCGGAAUCCACUCAUUGCUGAUGAUCGUGCUCUGGCAGCAGAUGCACUACCCAUCGAGGCUGCUCUUUCAAUGAUAUCGCCUGGCUGGGCUGCUGCUUUUGCCUCACCCCCAGUUGCAAUGGCAUUAGCCAUGAUGGCUGCUGGUGCCUCCGGAACCGAAACAGUAACACCUCGAAGGAAUACCUUGAGUAGGCAUGACACUUCUUUGCCAGAGCGUAAAGCAGCAGCAAGAUUACAGACCUUCUCAAGUUUCCAGAAGCCUGUUGAAACAAUGCACAACAAGCCUGGGUCCAUCCCAAAGGACAAAGCAGGAGCUAAAGCUGCGGCAUUAGCUGCUACACGUGACCUCGAGCGGACUGCUAAGAUUGGUUCAGGAAGGGGUCUUAGUGCUGUAGCAAUGGCAACAUCAGGACAGAGGAGAAGUGCAAGUGAUAUCGACCGUGCAAAGAGGUGGAAUACAUCUGAAGCUAUGAGUGCUGCUUGGAUGGAGUGCCUGCAAUCAGCUGAUUCUAAACCUGUUUCAGGAAGAGAAUUUUCAACCCUUUCAUACAAAUAUGUUGCAAUUCUUGUUUCUGGUUUUGCCUUUGCACGGAACUUACAGCGAGUUGAGAUGGAGAGGCAAACACAAGUUGAUGUGCUGAAUCGGCAUCAUGCAUCAACUGGAGUUCGAGCAUGGCGGCAUCUUCUUCACUGCCUGACAGAGAUGGGAAGACUAUAUGGACCUUUUGAAGAACCCCUGUGCACUCCUGAUCGGAUUUUCUGGAAAUUAGAUUUUACUGAAGGUUCUUCAAGAAUGAGAAGAUUUAUGAAAAGGAACUAUAAGGGAUCUGAUCAUUUGGGUGCAGCUGCUGACUAUGAUGAUCGGAAGCUUCUUAGUGCUGAUGUGCAAUCAAAUGAAUGCAACCCCAAGGGUGCAGAUUCUUCAUUAACAGACACCAUUCCAUCAACUGCGUCGGUAGUAAUUGCUGAGGCCAUGUCAGUGGAUGACAGAAAUGAGGACAUUGAGCAGUUAGAAUCCGACACUACUCACAACAGUGCUGAUCAACUUCAGUCCUCAUCAGCAGAUCAACAAUCGAUGAAAAAAUCAGUAGAUUCAAGAAGUUCUGGUAUUUCUGCCGAUCGCAAUUUGGUUCGAUCCACAGUUGUUGCACCUGGAUAUGUGCCAACUGAAGCUGAUGAGAGAAUUAUAGUUGAACUUCCAUCAUUGAUGGUGCGACCAUUGAAAGUUGUGCGUGGAAUCUUCCAAGUAACAUCAAAGAGGAUUAACUUUAUAAUUGACGAGCAUGCAAGUGACAGUAAUGUGGAUGAUCAUGCAUCCACUAGUGGCCAAUGUUAUCAGCAAGAUAAAGAUCGGAGCUGGUUGAUCUCUUCUCUACAUCAGAUAUAUAGCAGGCGGUACUUGUUACGACGAAGUGCUUUGGAAUUAUUUAUGGUAGAUAGGUCAAAUUUCUUUUUUGAUUUCGGGGAUAUGGAAGCACGCAAAAAUGCUUAUCGGGCGAUUAUUCACACCAAACCACCUAAUUUGAAUGACAUUUUUCUAGCUACCCAGAGAGCUGAGCAAAUCCUUAAAAGAACUCAGUUGAUGGAGCGCUGGGCUAACUGGGAGAUUAGCAAUUUUGAGUACUUGAUGGAACUGAACACUCUUUCUGGGCGCAGUUAUAACGACAUAACUCAGUAUCCUGUUUUCCCCUGGAUAAUUGCUGAUUACCAGUCCAAAGUUUUGAAUCUGGAUGAUCCUUCUGCAUACCGUGAUCUUUCAAAGCCAGUUGGAGCACUAAACCCAAAACGACUAAAGAAGUUCCAAGAACGGUACUCGACGUUUGAGGAUCCAAUCAUCCCUAAGUUUCAUUAUGGUUCACAUUACUCCAGUGCUGGCACGGUCUUGUAUUACCUUUUCAGGAUGGAGCCCUUUACCACAUUAUCUAUACAAUUGCAAGGUGGCAAAUUUGACCAUGCUGAUCGCAUGUUUUCUGACCUUUCUGGUACAUGGGAUAGUGUUCUGGAAGACAUGAGUGACGUAAAAGAGCUAGUCCCAGAGAUGUUUUACCUCCCGGAGGUAUUUACCAACAUAAAUUCUAUUGACUUCGGGACAACUCAACUUGGAGGAAAGCUAGAUUCUGUAGAGUUGCCUCCUUGGGCCAAGAACCCUGUUGAUUUUGUCCACAAACACCGGAAGGCUCUUGAGAGUGAGCAUGUUUCGACUCAUUUGCAUCACUGGAUUGAUCUAAUAUUCGGAUAUAAACAGAGGGGUAAAGAUGCGGUAAUGGCCAACAAUGUGUUCUUCUACAUCACAUAUGAGGGAACUGUUGAUAUUGACAAAAUUGCAGAUCCAGUGCAACGGCGAGCCAUGCAAGAUCAAAUAGCCUACUUUGGACAAACACCGUCUCAAUUGCUGACUGUCCCUCACAUGAAGAGAAAGUCAUUGAGAGAUGUCUUACAACUGCAGACCAUAUUCCGGAAUCCAAGUGAACUUAAAUCUUAUGUACUGCCUAAUCCAGAACGCUGCAAUGUCCCUGCAAGUACUAUGCUUGUAUCGAAUGAUUCUAUUGUAGUUGUAGAUAUAAAUGUGCCCGCGGCGCAUGUGGCACUUCACCAGUGGCAACCAAAUACUCCAGAUGGCCAAGGGACACCUUUCCUUUUUCAUCAUGGUAGAAAUGCUGCAAGUUCAACAGGUGGUGCAUUCAUGCGUAUGUUCAAAGGAUCCACUAGUUCUGGAGAAGAUUAUGAGUUCCCAAGAGCUAUAGCGUUUGCUGCUUCUGCAAUCCGUAGUUCAGCUAUUGUUGCUGUCACUUGUGACAAAGACAUCAUCACUGGUGGGCAUGCGGACUGUUCGGUGAAGUUGAUCUCCCCAGAUGGAGCAAGGACAAUUGAAAGUGCUUCUGGGCAUCUUGCUCCAGUAACCUGCCUUGCACUUUCCCCUGAUAGCAACUACCUUGUGACAGGGUCUCGAGAUACUACAGUUAUACUCUGGAGGAUUCAUCAGGCAGGCUUUAUACAUAAGAAAAAUCCUCCUGAACCUCCACCUGCAACACCAAGGACACCACACAGCCCUCUUCCUACUAGUCCUAGUAGCAUGAGCAUCCUUUUAGAAACCAGGAAGUGUCGAAUCGAAGGUCCUAUGCAUGUGUUAAGAGGACACCUUGGAGAAGUAAUUAGCUGUGCAGUUGGUCCAGACUUGGGACUUGUUGUAUCCUCGUCAAACAUGUCUGGUGUGGUGCUACAUUCUUUGCGAACAGGUCGGCUGAUAAGGAAGAUUCAUGUAGCGGAGGCGCAUGCUGUAUCCUUGUCUUCUCAGGGAAUCAUAUUGGUUUGGAGUGAAUCAAAGAAAAGAUUAUCUAGCUUCACAGUCAAUGGAGUCCCUAUUGCUACCUCAGUUCUAUCACCUUUUUCUGGGGGAGUUAGUUGCAUUGAGAUUUCUAUGGAUGGUUAUUUUGCCCUGAUUGGAACUUGUUCGUCCAGCAAUUACAAGUGUGAGGACAAUACUGAGGUAGCAGAUCGUGAGCCCAACAAAUCAAGUCGCAAGGUUGAUAUAUCUGAGCAAACUGAAAUCAGGCAAUCUGUUAACGUGCCUUCGAUCUGCUUUGUUGAUCUGCAUAAACUUAAGGUGUUUCAUACACUGGAGCUUGGAAAGGGCCAGGACAUCACAGCAAUUGCAUUAAACGAAGAGAACACUAAUCUUCUAGUUUCUACUGCCGAUAAGGGCCUAAUGGUUUUCACUGAUCCUGCUUUGAGCCUGAAGGUAGUGGAUCAGAUGCUCCGCCUUGGCUGGGAAGGUGACGGACUUCUUCAGUCAUGA
Messenger RNA from Triticum turgidum subsp. durum (durum wheat), 9234 nucleotides. The record is from the annotation of a GenBank genome assembly. NCBI's taxonomy places the organism in Eukaryota, Viridiplantae, Streptophyta, Magnoliopsida, Poales, Poaceae.